AUGUAUCACGGCACCAACAGGGCAAACGUUGCAUCCAUCAUGGCCUCAGGGUUUCACCGGUCUGAUGACGGGUUGCUUGGCUCAGGCGUCUACCUCAGCAGCGAUCUGAAGAAAGCGUGCUACUAUCCCAAUGGUCACCCUGAGUAUGACAAAGUUGUCAUCAAGGUCUUGGUUGACGUGGGGAGAGUGAUCACCAUCAGCGAUAUGGACCACCCACGUCGGAAGACCUGGCAGGACCCCAAAUACGGUGAAGUGUUCGACACUGCCUGGAUACCUCCAGGGUGUGGAUUGGUGAGGGAGGUGGAUUGUGUCCGGGAUCCCAAUCAAAUCAUGAUCCUUGAUAUAAUUCAUCCACAACCAGUCCCACCUGGAUACAUGGACCUGGUCAUGGAUAUAGACAUGGACCUGGUCAUGGAUAUGGACAUGGACCUGGAUAUAGACAUGGACCUGGAUAUGGACAUGGACAUGGACCUGCAUCUCGACAUAGAUAUGGACAUGGACCUAAACAUAGUCAUGGAUAUGGACAUGGACCUGGACAUAGUCAUGGAUAUGGACAUGGACCUGGACAUAGUCAUGGAUAUGGACCUGGUUAUGGACAUGGACAUGGACCUGCUCAUGGUCAUGGAUAUGGACCUGGACCUGGAUAUGGACCUGGUUAUAGACCUAGACCUAGACAUGGACAUGGUCAUGGUCAUGGAUAUGGACAUAGAUCUAGACCUAGACCUAGACCUGGACAUGGACAUGGUCAUGGAUAUGGACAUGGAUAUGGACAUAGACCUAGACCUAGACAUGGUCAUGGAUAUGGACCUGAAUAUGGACAUGGUCAUGAUCAUGGUCAUGGUCAUGGUCAUGACCAACAUGUACCAGCAACAGCAGUUCCAGUGGGCUGAAGAUAACUUUACUCUGCCCAUGGGAGUAGGUCGACUGGGCCUCUCAGAGCCAGUUGAAUGUCAACAGUACGUCAUGUAUCACGGCACCAACAGGGCAAACAUUGCAUCCAUCCUGACCUAUGGUUUUCACCAGUCUAAAGACGGGAUGCCUAGCCCAGGCAUCUACCUCAGCAGUGAUCUGAAGAAAGCGCGCUACUAUCCCAAUGGUCACCCUGAGUAUGACAAAGUCGUCUUUAGGGUCUUGAUUGACGUGUGGAGAGAAAAACAUAACUGGGGAAGCCUGGAAAGUCCCUGGAGUCCCCCCCUUAGAUUCAAGGCCCUAAAACCUCUGAAAACAGAACAUGGCACUGCUGUGGUGACCACACCCAUUAACAUUGAGAUCAACAUGUACCGUGCACAGUUCCAGUGGGCUGAAGAUGACUUCGACCUGCCUGAGGGAGUAAGUCGACUGGGCCUCUCGGCACCAAUUGAUGGUAAAAAGUACGUCAUGUACCACGGCACCACCAAAGAAAGUGCUGAAGCCAUCAUGCGCUCAGGUUUUCACCAGUCAUCAGGCGGGAUGCUCGGCCCAGGCGUCUACCUCAGCAGAGAUCUGAAUAAAGCUAGCCGCUAUCCCAUUGAUCACCCUGAGCAUGACAAAGUCGUCAUUAAAGUCUCGGUCAAUGUAGGGAAAGUGAUCGCCAUCAAUUAUCAGGGCCACCCACGUCAGAAGACCUGGCAUGACUAUGGAUACGACACCGCCUGGGUACCUCCCAACUGUGGAAUGGUGAAAAGCGGUUUGGAGGAGGAUUGUGUCUGGGAUCCCAAUCGAGUUAAAAUCAUUAUGAUACUGAGACCAACAUAUGACUUCGACCUGCCUGAGGGAGUAGGCCGACUGGGCCUCUCGGCACCAAUUGAUGGUAAAAAGUAUGUCAUGUACCACGGCACCACCAAAGAAAGUGCUGAAGCCAUCAUGCGCUCAGGUUUUCACCAGUCUUCAGGCGGGAUGCUCGGCCCAGGCGUCUACCUCAGCAGAGAUCUGAAUAAAGCUAGCCGCUAUCCCCUCAAACACCCUGAGCAUGACAGAGUCGUCAUUAAAGUCUCGGUCAAUGUGGGGAAAGUGAUCCGCAUCAAUUAUCAGGGCCACCCACGUCAGAAGACCUGGCAGGACUCCAGAUACGGCCCGGUGUUCGACACCGCCUGGGUACCUCCUAAAUGUGGAAUGGUGCCAAGCGGUUUGGAGGAGGAUUGUGUCUGGGAUCCCAAUCGAAUCAAAAUCCUUAGUAAGAUCAAACCACGACCAGCCCAAUCUGGAUAUGGUGCACAGGGCUACAUGUGAGCUCUACAAGCUGUUACUAAAUCCAUUUAUUUUGUAUGUUGAAAUAUAUUUUUAUAUAUUUGUAUAAAAAGGAAAUUACAUCUGCAUUUUU
Molecule: messenger RNA, 2299 nt
Organism: Scomber japonicus (chub mackerel)
Lineage: Eukaryota; Metazoa; Chordata; Actinopteri; Scombriformes; Scombridae
Exons: 7
Coding region: 1-2208 (735 amino acids)
Cellular component (GO): cytoplasm
Molecular function (GO): NAD+ poly-ADP-ribosyltransferase activity
Source: RefSeq, a predicted model, not a curated record